Messenger RNA from Neoarthrinium moseri, 2763 nucleotides. RefSeq lists its product as uncharacterized. Lineage: Eukaryota; Fungi; Ascomycota; Sordariomycetes; Amphisphaeriales; Apiosporaceae. The coding region runs from base 1 to 2763 and encodes 920 amino acids. The record is from RefSeq and is a predicted model, not a curated record. The transcript has 2 exons.
AUGAAUUCCCACGGCCACGACAGAGACUAUGCCGACAGAAGUCGUUCUCAUCAGACGUAUGCGACUCAUUCCACCCAAAACGCUCAUACCACUCCUCCACCGACUGCCUCGCAGGUGACUGUACUCCACGCGCCGGUACAACAACGACCGUAUCGAGAAGAAUCGUCACCAUCUGAUCCCCCGACUGUUGUUCCCUACGUCCCAUCUCCUCCCUCGACGCCCGAGAUAGAUGGCCCGGAUCGGAUAUUUCCCCAGCAACAACAAGUAGCAGCUCCAAGACAUGUAGCCCAACCGCCCGUGAACCCCCAUCCAGCGCCGUGCGCUACUCAGCGACAACCGACCAUGGCUCGAUCCGCUGCUCCAACUUCCCAAUGGGCUGCGGCAGACUUCAAGAGUGAGAUGGUGCGGGACGUAGGGGCUUCCGUUACUCCAGGCAUCGACAGCACUCCCUACAUCCAGUACGCUUUAGAAGCAAUGACUAGGCCAAGACAAGACGAACGAGGCGUCUCGAUCGUGCAUUCAUCAAGUAGCGAAGAGACAAACCCAAUCUAUCGGUUUCUCCCAAACGCACUGCCAGGCCUCUUCCAACCACAGCCGGUUCACCUCCCAGCUCCUCUAGAAGACCUAGGGACCCAAGAGCUUGAGACGUCGCCCGAAGAGGAACUCGCAGCGCUAAGGCGACAGCGGCGAGCGAACUCAGAUGUGGCACAACAGUAUGUCACUCCGAUUCUCACUCGCCGACCAAGCUAUUUGCGGCCGUUUUCCGGUGGUGUUGUUCGUUUACCUUACACACCAAGCAAUGAUGGAGACACUCCAGAGCCGCAGUUUUCACCGACGCCAACCCCUCUCCCAGUACAGCUACCCCGAGAGGUCAGUAACUGGCAAGCACAAUCGGACAGAUUCUCAGACGCAGAGAAGGCUGCAAUAUAUCCACCUCUCACCUAUCGACCGUGGAUCCUGGGAAAUCAGUCUUUGUCUAUUCUCGCGGCCCUAUGUACGCUGAUGACAGCGGCACUCAUGUUCAGUGCCAUCUUUUCCAGCCUCAACGAUGGCCUUUUGGCUUACGGCUCCAUGUACGAUGGCAGAUACUUCCUCUUCCGCAUCUUCCCGCAGCUUCUGGCUGCAUUAACACUCUUGUAUGCCCAAAAUGUGAUCGUUGCGGCGUUCAGGGUUUUGCCUUUUUCGGCGUUGGCUUCUGACGACUCACGAUCUCGACGCAAUGUUGGCUUUCUGCCUCUAUAUCCCAAGUCGUUUCUCUGGCCGCAGCUUGUUAGCACGUGGCAGGUCUGGAUACCCAUUUUUGUUACCUGGAUAAUGAACUUCACGAUCCCGUUGCAAAGUUGUUUAUUCACUGUCGUUUAUGUUGAAGGGGCUUGGACGUGGUCGACGGUACAGGGCGUGGCUUGGGUCUUGGUUGCUAUGUACGUGUCGAUGGUAUUGUCAACGGUGCUCCUCAUCAUAUACUGGCGCAACAGACGGACUGGCCUGGGACCACAUUGGGAUAUGCGAUCGCUCGCGGACAUCAUCGCUUUAUUGUCACCGAGCAACUCCUCGCACCAGUAUGCCGGAACUGAAACUGCUGCGAGAAGAAACGAGAUGAGGCAUAUGAUGUACCGCAACAUCGAGCGCCUCGGUUAUUGGACCUCCCCUGACCCUGCGGCACCACCUUUGUGGUAUGGCAUUGGAGUUCCGACGGUGGAGGAGAAGCUCCGCCUCAGGCCGUCUGGGCCGUCCAUUCAUGAGAAGGGGCCUCGAGGGCAGCCGCCAAAUGUUGCACCUUUCGAGGGAGACGUACGGCGCCGUUACUUGCCCUGGGCUAUCCGGGAUUCCCAGAUCAUUAUGUGGGUUGUUGCGGCGUCCGUUCUGCUCAUCACUCUCUUUGCAGUGUGUUUCAAUUCCGUCACCCACAUCCAAGAUGGCUUCCUCCCACUCCUGAGUGCUGCCCCUGUGCAAGGAGCCUUCUCAGCUGCCGACUUCUUGUACGCAUUCGUGCCGGCGCUCUUGGGAAUGAUCAUUUUCCUGUCGUUCCAAUCGCUCGAUCUUAUACUACGAAUCUUGACGCCAUGGGGCAAGCUUUCUCAGAGAGAAGGGGCUUUGGCCACGGAUUCUAUUCUCCUCGAUUACGCGGCGUGUUUACCAUUAGAGUCGACAUGGAAAGCGUUCAAACGCCGUCACUGGAGGGUUGCCGCUGUCUCACUACUUUCGACGCUUCUUAUCCUAAUUCCGAUUCUAGCCGGCGGGCUCUUCAUGGCACUGACGCCACCUUCCGGGACCGUGCGGAUGUAUGCCAACAUUCCUGUAUUAGCCAUCUUGCUCACCCUGUUAUUUCUCAUGGUCGGCGGUCUCAUUUCUCUCGUCCCCAAGAGAGACCAGUUCCGCCUUCCGCAUGCGGUAACCUGUCUGACCGAGAUCAUCAGCUUCUGCUACACCGACGAGUUAUUGACCGACCCAGCUUUUGAAUGGGCUCAGGGCCACAGACUUCUGGCAGGAAAGCUUGGGGCGUACCUGGACGAAGACGAGCAGAGCCGCUGGUACUUUGGAACCGGCUACAACAGGAGCGAGCGGCUGGGCAUUAAGCGCUACGGCAAGUACACCGGCGACACGCCCAAGGUGGCUGCGGCAAAGCAGCGCGUGAAGGAGAUCCAGGAUAUGGCUGCAAGGGUGUUGGACAAACACUACGCCAGGACUAGGGCCGAGAAGAACUCACAUCGAAACAUUUCACAACCAGUUCCGAAAGGGAGCACUACGAUGAUUGGGCCUUGA